UCCAUUAAAAAUAUAUUAGAUAUUAUCGAAAGAUAUGAGAGAGAGAGAGAGAAAGAGAGAGAGGCUGUAAAUUACAUUUAUAUGCUUCUACUUUGGAGGAAGCUUCGUGGAAGUUGCAAUGGCUACUCUGCCACACUCCCAUUUAACCCCUCUACCUUCCUCCCUCUUUCCAUCCAAACCCCAUUUCUUCUUCUUCUUCCUUUCUUUCUCUCUCCACUUCCUUUCUCUUCCAUUCCUUCUCAUUAUGAAGCUCCCGAAAUCCCUCAAGCUCAGCCCGAAACGCCUUUUUGGGUCCAAAAAGAACCGCCCCGACUUGUCCCGCCAUGACCCACUUUCAUUCGGAUCCUCCACCUCGUCUUCCUCGAGUUCCGACUCGGCCGCGUCACUUCACAAGCCCGGUUCCGGGACCGAAUUCGCAAAUAUCGGGACACCCAAAAGCGUUUUACCCCAAGUAUCGGGCGACUGGGGCGAGAUUUCGGCCGAAAAGCAGUUGGAACUCGUUCAGGCGUUUAAGCUCAUGGACCGAGACAACGACGGCAUAGUUUCCCGAAAAGAACUCGAGGCUCUUCUGAGUCGACUCGGGGCCGAGCCCCUGAGUCAAGAAGAGGUGACCAUGAUGUUGAGCGACGUGGACGGCGAGGGACACGGCUGCAUCAGCGUCGACGCGUUGCUGACCCGUGUCGGAUCCGAGUGCGGGCCCGCCGGCGACACGGAGCUCCGCGAGACUUUCGAUUUCUUCGACACGGAUCACGACGGAAAGAUAACGGCGGAGGAACUGUUAUCGGUCUUUCAAACGAUUGGUGACGAGCGUUGCACGUUAGAGGAUUGCCGGAGAAUGAUUGACGGCGUUGAUAAGAACGGAGAUGGGUUCGUGUGCUUCGAGGACUUCUCGCGUAUGAUGGAGCUGCAGAGAUGAAUAAUAAAUCUAACGGUUGAUCUUGUUGAUGAUGUGGCUCUUGAUGUUGAAAAAAAAAAAAAAAAAAGUCCUUUUGAUUUUUUUGCUGUUUUUUUUUUUUUUUUGGGUUGGGACUUAUUAGGGAAUAUUGUCAUUUAUCUGAUAAUCAUAAUCAGAAAUGGUUGUUUUGUUUUUCUAAGGUUGAGAUCAAGUGCAAACAAACUUGAGAUCUUGAAGAAGAGCGUAAUAUGGAUCGAUAGAAAUGGUCCAACUUUAAUGGCCUCUUUGGAUGAAGGGAAGAAGUAGGAGAGGAGGGAAGGAGACUAGAGGAAGCUAAAAAUAAACUAAUUUAGUCUACUUUACUCUCCUUCUUUUUCCCUCCUCCAUCCAAACGAAUUAUAAGUUCAAGGAAUUGCCCCUGUGGGCUUUGGGUGUUCCAUUUUUUACGUAUAUAAUGAGGAAGAAUUGUCUUGAUCAA
This is a messenger RNA of Quercus robur (English oak), 1373 nucleotides long. RefSeq names its product probable calcium-binding protein CML36. The record is from RefSeq and is a predicted model, not a curated record. NCBI's taxonomy places the organism in Eukaryota, Viridiplantae, Streptophyta, Magnoliopsida, Fagales, Fagaceae. The transcript has a single exon. Gene Ontology annotation, molecular function: calcium ion binding. The coding region runs from base 119 to 916 and encodes 265 amino acids.